Messenger RNA from Adineta ricciae, 2550 nucleotides. NCBI's taxonomy places the organism in Eukaryota, Metazoa, Rotifera, Eurotatoria, Adinetida, Adinetidae. The record is from the annotation of a GenBank genome assembly.
AUGGCUUUCACCACGAUUCGCUAUGGUUACUAUCCAUCAGAUCAGCAUAGAGAUCGACUUACACGUCCCAUGAGACCACUUUCAUUUCCAGCAGAUCAUCUACCAACUGCGGUUAAUCUACGUCGUUGGAUGACACCUGUCGAACAACAAUUAGAUAUAAAUGCCUGUUGUGCAAAUGCCUUUGCUGGUGUUUGUGAGUAUUUAAUAAAACGUAUCCAUGGUGUUCAUAUUGAUGUUUCUCGUUUAUUCAUUUACUUCAACGGAAGACGAAUGAGUGAAAGAACGGGACUUAUCACAGAUCAAGGAGUCGUACAAAGAGCAGUUGCUUUAGGUUUGCAAAAGUAUGGAUGUUGUCUCGAGAAAACUUGGCCAUAUGUACCAGAAAACGUCAAUGUAAAACCAUCCGAUAAGGCGUUUGCCGAAGCUCGUGAAUGGACUGUUGUUCCUCUAAGAAUUCCUUGUACAAUACAAGCAAUUGAAACGUGUUUGCAUAACCAACUUCCGGUGAUUAUGGAUAUUAUUUUAUUAGAAGAAGCAGGUAUAGCUUUUCAUCCUAAUGGUAGAAACUCGAGAAUGCCGAAUGUGAGAACUGGUCUCAUUGACAGAGAUCGAUUUCAUAGCAUCGUUAUUGUUGGUUACGACAGACGUAAAAGGUAUUUCUGUGCAAGAAAUUCUUGGGGAGAAGAUUGGUUCGAUUAUCAUCAUCAUCGUCGUCAUCGAUCUACUGUAUUUAUAUUAUUACUAGCUGCAUUGAUUGUUGCAACAUGUACUGCUAUUGGCCUCUUUUUUGUUAUGAGAAAAGAACAAGAUGAAACAUGUGGAUCGGAUCACGAAUCAUAUGCAGUCACUGGUUCGUCAAAAUUAGGAAGAUACAAUCGGGCUGCAGUAGCUGUUGAUAAUGAAGAGUGUUCGAAAAUUGGCAAAGCUAUUCUGUUAAGAGGCGGAAAAGCAGCUGAUGCAGCCAUUGCAGCAUCUUUAUGUAACGGAGUUUUGAAUGCUCAUUCCAUGGGAAUUGGUGGCGGCUGUGUCUUUCUUAUCUAUUCACGGAAACUUGGCAAAGCAUUUAGCAUUGUCGAGCGAGAAACAGCGCCCUUAAAUUCUAAUAGUACGAUGUUUCAAGGUCGAGAAAACAUGUCAUUAAUUGGUAAGAACGUUCAUAUUUGGAGUUUUCCGAUGGAAAAAUAUUUUCGCGCAAUAUCAGGCUCAUUGGCUAUCGGAACACCUGGUGAAAUUUUAGCAUAUAAAAAAGCCUACGAUCAAUUCGGUGGAGGAGUGUCAUGGGCAUCACUUUUCAAACCCACGAUUCGUUUAUGUGAAAAAGGAUUCAAUGUUAGUGUUGCUUUGGCUUUUGCAAUCGAGAAGAACAAAGAACACAUUUUGAAUGAUACUGAGCUUCGAAAUAUCUUUGUUAAAAAUUCAACAACCGCUGAACUUUAUAAAGAAGGCGAUUUGAUGCGACGACCGAAAUUAGCACGAACACUGCAACAGAUUGCUGACGAAGGUGUUGAAAGUUUUUAUCAAGGCAGACUAUCAAAUAAGAUUGUUUCUGAAAUUCAAAAACGAGGUGGUAUUUUAACUCUUAAUGAUCUUCGUCAAUAUGGUCUUGAUUUUCAAGAAGCUCUAUCAUUCAAUUUAAAUAGUUCGUUGAAAGCAUUCACAACUUCAGCUCCAUCCAGUGGACCUAUUCUUGCACUUAUUCUCAAUAUAAUGCUCGGAUACGACUUUCAACCAACGGAUUUGAAUGAAACUAAUACAGCUGCACUUUUUUAUCAUCGCCUAACAGAGUCAUUUAAAUUUGCAUUCGCCAAGCGAUCAGAAUUGGCCGAUCCUUUGAAAAUAAAUCUUCAACAUUCUAUUAAAGAUUUGAUCUCCAAAUCCUAUGCCGACACAAUUCGGCAGAAAAUCAAUGACAACGAAACAUUUUCGGAGGUCUAUUAUGGCAAUAAUAACACUCAAUCGAAAUCAAUCACAGGAACUGCUCAUAUCUCAAUUGUAGACGAGCAUGGAGAUGCUGUAGCCAUAACUUCAACUAUAAACACAUAUUUCGGUUCGAUGGUUGUUGGCGAAGAAACUGGAAUUAUUUAUAACAAUCAAAUGAAUGAUUUUUCUAUUCCUGAAAAAAAGAAUUAUCAUGGUUUGUCUGAAUCGAAAAAUAACUUGAUUGAACCUGGAAAACGACCUGUUUCAUCACAAGCACCUUUGAUUGUUCUUGACAGUGAUGGCAAAGUUCGAUUAGUUAUCGGAGGUAGCGGAGGCGCAAAAAUCGUAACCAGUGUUGCUCAUGUUACUUUACUAAAUCUACUAUUUCACAAAAACGUUAAAGAAGCCAAUGACCAGCCACGUGUCCAUCAUCAUUUAUCUCCGAAUCAGAUUACUUUCGAAGAAACAUUCGAUCAAGGUGUUUUAAAUGGACUCAAACGUCGUGGUCAUAAAACAAAAUGCACUGCGUAUGGUGGGUCGGUUGUCCAAGCAAUUGAAUGGCGUAUCGAAGAGAAGCAGUACUGGGCAAAUUGUGACGUUAGAAAAGGCGGAAAUCCUCAGGGAUACUAA